Messenger RNA from Camellia sinensis, 1348 nucleotides. RefSeq names its product putative galacturonosyltransferase-like 9. The record is from RefSeq and is a predicted model, not a curated record. Gene Ontology annotation, molecular function: glycosyltransferase activity. Gene Ontology annotation, cellular component: Golgi apparatus. NCBI's taxonomy places the organism in Eukaryota, Viridiplantae, Streptophyta, Magnoliopsida, Ericales, Theaceae.
UUUCUUUCUUUCUUUCUUUCUUUCUUCUUCUUCUUCUUCUUCUUCAAUCCAAUGCAAUCUCACUAACCCAAAUUUGUUUUCCAAAAACCCAUCAAAUCCCAGCAAUGGUUCGGCCAAUCACCACCGUCCUUUUCACCACUCUUCUUCUUCUGUGGCCGUUCCUUUGUCUUGGGAUUCGCUCAUUUCCCACCACCACCGACGCAAUCUACACCUUCUCACGCUUCUCUGAAGCGCCGGACUACCGUAACAACGAUGAGUGUCCUCUCUCCUCCAAUAAGAGACCAGUAUCGUCCUGCGACCAAUCUCUCGUCCACGUGGCCAUGACCCUCGACUCCGAAUACCUCCGUGGCUCCAUCGCCGCUGUGCACUCCAUCCUCCGCCACGCCUCAUGCCCACAACACCUUUUCUUCCACUUCAUCGCCUCCGAGUUCGACCCGAUGACUCCUCGGAUCCUGACCCGACUCGUCCAAUCCAGCUUCCCUUCUCUCAACUUCAAGGUCUAUAUCUUCAGAGAAGACGCCGUCAUCAAUCUCAUCUCAUCAUCGAUCCGCCAAGCCCUCGACAACCCGUUAAACUACGCCCGAAACUACCUCGGCGACCUGCUUGACCCGUGCGUAAAGCGGGUCAUCUACCUCGACUCCGACCUCGUCCUCGUCGACGACAUACACAAGCUCUGGAACAUUACCCUGACAGGAAACCGGGUUAUCGGAGCACCCGAAUACUGCCACGCCAACUUCACCAAGUACUUCACCGACAAUUUCUGGUCCGACCCGGAUCUUCCCCGGGUAUUCGGGUCGAGAAACCCAUGCUAUUUCAACACGGGUGUGAUGGUGAUGGACCUAGAGAAAUGGAGAUUGGAAAAUUACACGAGAGAGAUAGAGAAGUGGAUGGAGGUGCAGAGGAAGAAAAGGAUAUACGAACUGGGUUCGUUGCCGCCAUUCUUGCUGGUGUUUUCCGGCGACGUGGAGGCGGUGGAUCACCGGUGGAACCAGCAUGGGCUCGGCGGCGAUAACCGGAGGGGGAAUUGUAGGUCGUUGCAUCCGGGUCCGGUGAGUUUGCUACAUUGGAGUGGGAAAGGGAAGCCAUGGGUUAGACUUGAUAUGAAGAAACCUUGUCCGUUGGAUUAUUUAUGGGAACCGUAUGAUUUGUAUAGAUUGAAGCAUUCGCAUUAUCAGCCGUUGGUUUUGUCUACUACGACCUCGAAUUUGAUUGGAUACUCGAAUUAUUUCUUAUGAUUUAUUUAUUUUUUGAAUUUUUACAUGGUGAUUCAGACAUUCUUUCAUAGGUGUGUACAGAUUAAGCUGGGGAGUAAUUAAUUAAUUAUUAUUAUUUUCUUACGAAAUUUUAA